AUGGCCAGGGGAAGAGUAGCUAUGGCGGGCAUUCAUCUGGGUAUGAUGGAUCUGGCUAUGGCGGAGGGAGGCGAGAGUGAAGGCUACGGUGGUGGCGAGGAGAGCGGAGGCUACGGGUAUGGUGGUGGUCGGAAGAAAUACGGUGAAGAACAGGAGAGCCAGGGUUAUGGCGGUGGCUAUGGAGGUGGUGGUGGCGAGGAGGGGACCGAGGGCUACGGAGGAAGAAAGAAGUAUGGCGGCGAUGAGGAGGAGAGCGAGGGCUAUGGAGGACGAAAGAAGUAUGGUGGAGACGAUGAAGCGAGCGAAGGUUAUGGAGGACGAAAGAAGUAUGUUGGAGAGGAGGAAGAGAGCGAAGGCUAUGGAGGACGGAAGAAGUAUGGUGGCGACGUUGAAGACAGCGAAGGCUAUGGAGGGCGCAAGAAGUAUGGUGGCGACGUUGAAGAGACCGAAGGCUAUGGAGGGCGAAAGAAGUAUGGUGGCGACGGUGAAGUGAGCGAAGGCUAUGGAGGGCGAAAGAAGUAUGGUGGCGAUGAAGAAGAGACCGAAGGCUAUGGAGGGCGAAAGAAGUAUGGUGGCGACUUUGAAGAGACCGAAGGCUAUGGAGGGCGAAAGAAGUAUGGUGGCGAGGAGGAAGAGACCGAAGGCUAUGGAGGACGAAAGAAAUAUGUUGGAGAGGAGGAAGAGAGCGAAGGCUAUGGAGGACGGAAGAAGUAUGGUGGCGACGUUGAAGACAGCGAAGGCUAUGGAGGGCGCAAGAAGUAUGGUGGCGACGUUGAAGUGACUGAAGGCUAUGGAGGGCGAAAGAACUAUGGAGGAGACGUUGAAGUGACCGAAGGCUAUGGAGGGCGAAAGAAGUAUGGUGAUGACGUUGAAGAGACCGAAGGCUAUGGAGGAGGAAAGAAGUAUGGUGGAGAUGAAGAGAGCGAAGGCUAUGGAGGACGAAAGAAGUAUGGUGGCGACGAAGAAGGCGAAGGCUAUGGAGGUGGAGGAUAUGGCAGUGGUCGGAAGAAAUACGGGGAAGAAGAGAGUGAAGAAGGCUAUGGAGGCCGGAAGAACUACGAAGAAGGCGAUGGCGAAGGCUAUGGUGGCUAUGGCGGCCGGAAGAAGUACGGGGAAGACAAGAGCGAAGGCUACACUGGCUAUGGCGGCCGGAGGAACUAUGGCGAGGACUAA
Messenger RNA from Selaginella moellendorffii, 1173 nucleotides. Its product is annotated as TATA-binding protein-associated factor 2N. NCBI's taxonomy places the organism in Eukaryota, Viridiplantae, Streptophyta, Lycopodiopsida, Selaginellales, Selaginellaceae. The record is from RefSeq and is a predicted model, not a curated record. The coding region runs from base 1 to 1173 and encodes 390 amino acids. The transcript is spliced from 2 exons.